CAAAACGCUGUGACUUUUAUUAUACCACCCAUUUGCAGAAUGAAGUUGUUUGUUUCACUUCUCUUUGUCGUUUAUGAGCUUUCUUUAUGUGAAUCAAAAGGGAUCAGUGCUGGGACUGUGUUUGUGCUGAAGGGAGAGGAUGUGCUUCUGAAUGUCACGGCAGCUGAUGUUCUUCAGGAUGUUUCUAGUUUUUCAUGGACAUUUAAUGAGAAAAAAAAAGUAUUAACAGUUGACAAUGGCAAAAAACCACAUGUAUUUCCUAAUUACACUCGAAGGGUUGAGUUUCCUGUGAACAAUUUCUCUGUGAUCUUGAAGACUCUCCAAGAGGCAGACAGUGGAGUUUAUACUGCUGAAGUGACAAAGCUUUCAGGAGAUGUAACAAAAGCAGCUAAAUACAAGAUUAAAGUUCAAGAUCGAGCGUCUCUCCCUCUCCUCACAGUGGACUCUGUCUCCAGAAACUCUUCCUCCUGUAGCUUCACUGUGACCUGCAGCUCACAGGACUCUCACAUCAACAGCACUUUCAGGUGUGACAACCAAACCUGCAGUCAGGAGGGAGGAGAGCGGUCAGAGGGGAUCCCUGAUACUUUUCUCCAGGUCCACCAAUCAAAUGGCUCGAUCAACUGUAACUAUAGCAACCAUGUCAGCUGGACCAACGACGCCAAAAUAAUCAAAGACGUCUGCCACCAGCUUGUUGUUCCUCCCCCACCAAACCCUGUUCCCAUCAUUUUGGAGUAUUCUUCCCAAUUCUCAUUCUCGCCAUCAUUGGUGUAGUACUUUGGUGUCGUCGAAAGAGUAAGUCUAAGUGUUCAUUUUAUCAAAAACAUUUAUUUUUGUUUUACUGUCUGUGGGAAUUAAGUGUUUUAUUCAAGUUCAUC
This is a messenger RNA of Gymnodraco acuticeps, 875 nucleotides long. RefSeq names its product SLAM family member 7-like. The transcript has 4 exons. The record is from RefSeq and is a predicted model, not a curated record. The coding region runs from base 40 to 771 and encodes 243 amino acids. Lineage: Eukaryota; Metazoa; Chordata; Actinopteri; Perciformes; Bathydraconidae.